AAUAAUGAUUUCUGUAACUAUUUCUAAAAUAUCCCCAAAGAGAAGGAGUUAAUAAAUAACAACAACAACAAAAAUCCGCUAUUCUCGUGCUGUGCUUUUUGACCCAUCUGAGCUCCCGUACUGCUGAAGCGGUGUUGGCUGAUGUGUCAAAAUGGCAGAGCUAACAACACUAGAGAGCCUGCUGGAGAUGGGCUUCGACAGAAACAGAGCGGAAAAGGCAGUGGCCUACACAGGGAACCAGGGGAUAGAACAAGCCAUGGACUGGUUAAUGGAACAUGAAAAUGACCCUGACAUCAAUGAGCCCUAUGUGCCGCCUGUGGAAGACGUUCUGGGGGGACCAGCAGGCAGCGAGUCCAGCACAGAACAGCCGACACUAGGCGACACAGCUGAAGAGGCAGCAGGUGAAGACAGCAGCUACAGUGAGAACAAAGAGAGUGCAAAGCGGCCACUGACAGAGGAGGAGAAACGUGAGCAAGUUAAGAGGUUAGAGGAGCUGAUGCGGAUGAAGCAGGCGGAGAGAAGAGAGCGAGAGCGGGCUGAAGAGGUGGAGAGAGAGAAGCAACGGAGGAAGCAGGGCCAAGAGCUGCAGCAGAUCCGCCAAAAACUGCAGGAUGACGAUAUGAAGAAGCUAGCUGAUCAGCGCAGGAGAGAGAAGAUGGAGGACAAACUGGCAAGGCAAAGAGUUAAAGAGAAGAUAGCACGAGACAGAGAGGAGAGAGCGCAAAAGUUUGGAGGUGGAGGACCCCCCAGCACAGCUGCAUCGUCCCAGCCUGCCCAGCCCAGCCCCUCAUCACCCACCAGUCAGGGUCCUCCACCCACUAAGAAGGAGUAUGAUGAGUCCAGGAUACAGGUACGUCUGCUGGACGGUUCAACCAUCACUACAGUCUUCAAGGCCCAAGAGCCUCUAGCAGCAGUGCGCGUCUACGUGCAGAUGAACGGCAACACACCAGAGGGUCAGGACUUCACACUGCUGUCGCCCUACCCCCGUCACGUCUACACUGAACUGGACAUGGAGAAGCCCCUGAAAGAGCUGGGUUUGGUGCCUUCAGCUGUGCUGGUUGUUGCCAAAAAGUGAGAUCAGGAGGAUCUGCUCUGUGAGCCUACCUCACCACUUCCACUGCAUCACCACCAGAGAUACCAGAAACAAACAGAUCCAGGAACAGAGCCACCGCUUUUCAGUAUCACUCAGUAAGCCAGCUAACUGAACUAAACCAGGCUGUGUUCAGACAAUGUGUAACAGCUCUUAAAAUGAAGGUAUGAACAAGUUAGAAGGAAAAUGGUUUGUAUAUUCAAGACCAUCUGAAUGCCCCUGGUCAUUCUGGGCUUAUUUCACGGGCUGUACACUGGUGCGUGCGAUGAGCUUGACAGUGACUUUCACCGAUCAAGAACAAAGUGAAGGUAGCUGGCUUCUAACUGAUACUGCUUCAAGGAGCACCGCUCAUGGUUUCAGCAACACAUUUCACAAAAAUGAUACAGAACAAAAUCGUUGCAGUUUUAACCUGAUCCUUACAUAGCAAGCACGAGACCUUCUCGAUUGGUUCUGAAAGGGCCUUAAAUUUAAUCCCCACGAUCUUCCUGAUUUUGUGACAUUCUACUUUGCCAGUUUUUUUUUUAUAAGUUAAAAUAUAUUGAUAGUUAUGUCUACAUAAUCACCAAGAAUCUACUUACAAUAAAGUUGAAUUGGAGAA
Toxotes jaculatrix (banded archerfish) is the source of this 1688-nucleotide messenger RNA. It is a transcript of the gene ubxn1, whose product is annotated as UBX domain protein 1. Lineage: Eukaryota; Metazoa; Chordata; Actinopteri; Toxotidae. Bases 152 to 1075 code for a protein of 307 amino acids. The record is from RefSeq and is a predicted model, not a curated record. Gene Ontology annotation, molecular function: protein binding. The transcript has 10 exons.